GUUUGUAGCAUGGGCACUAGAGCAACGGUGUAACCGAUCCCAGCUGCUGCCGUGGGGGAAUGAGAGCUACUCCCGUCCCCUUUGGGUUGGUCACGUGUCCUCGGGGAGCGUUCAGAUUGGGGAGCACGUCUCGAAAGAGUGGGAGCGCACCGUUGCGCACAGCCGAGUUGUACAGCAACAUCUUAAACAAGCGUUAAUGAUCCGGCAGCGAAUCAACCGAAUCAGUUUUGUUUUGGGGCGUUGUCAUAUACACUCCACUGUGGUGUGUGAUACACAGAUCGUCAGGCACUGGCACAGUGUGUGUGUGUGUGUGUGUGUGUGAUCCCUCAGUCACUGACUCGUCAAAACUUCUGCGCUUACCAACUGUGAUCUUCACAUUGUUGCCAGCCACCGCUACAAGUCGACAUUCGGAGCUGUCACUGCGAACCGAGCCCAUUGUCAUCCACAGUGGUGCUGCUCAUUGCUAACUAGGCUACCUCCAAGCCCACAGGUAAUUGGCCAGCUUCCGUGGGAUUUGAUGUCACCUUUAGAUUGGUUCAACUGAAGAUGGAAACACUGGAGUCUGAGCUGACCUGCCCGAUCUGCCUGGAGUUGUUUGAAGAUCCCCUGCUCUUGCCCUGCGCCCACAGCCUGUGCUUUAACUGCGCCCACCGCAUCCUGGUGUCUCACUGCUCUACAAGCAAGCCCCUCGAGUCCAUCUCGGCCUUUCAGUGCCCCACCUGUCGUUACGUCAUCACGCUGAAUCACCGCGGCCUGGAGGGCCUUAAGCGCAAUGUGACGCUGCAGAACAUCAUUGACCGCUUUCAAAAGGCCUCCCUUAGCGGCCCCAACUCCCCCACUGAGAGCCGGCGUCUGCAGCCGCAGCGGCCCUACACCGCCACCAUUAGCGGUACAAUAGCUGGAACAAUUGGCAGCAGUGGUGGCACAAGCGGGAGCAGCGCCCGUGGCAGUCCGGCCACUUCCAGCCACUCCCACCCGCACGCCAACCACACCAACGCCAACCACAGCCCAGCUGUUAUUGCUAAAAUGGAUCCACGCAUCAGCUGCCAGUUCUGUGAGCAGGAUCCGCCACGUGAGGCUGUCAAGACGUGUGUCACGUGUGAGGUAUCGUACUGUGACCGCUGCCUGCGUGCGACACACCCUAACAAGAAGCCGUUCACCAGCCACCGCCUGGUGGAGCCGGUGCCGGACACUCACAUCCGCGGCCUGACCUGCCUGGAGCACGAGAAUGAGAAGGUCAACAUGUACUGCUUGGUGGAUGACCAGCUCAUUUGUGCCCUCUGCAAGCUGGUGGGGCGCCACCGAGAGCAUCAGGUGUCCUCACUCACUGAACGCUUUGAUAAGCUCAAGGCUUAUCAGGUGAGCCCGGGCAGAGUGUCAGAUGCGGUAAUGGAGGCUUCAAAGACAAGCGCUGCGCAAACCCUAGAGAACAACCUGACCAAUCUGGUGAAGAGGAACAGUGAACUGGAGAACCAAAUGGCCAAGCUCAUCCAGAUCUGUCAACAGGUUGAGGUGAACACAGCCAUGCAUGAAGCCAAGCUGGUGGAGGAGUGUGAUGAGCUAGUGGAGAUCAUCCGCCAGAGGAAACAGGUCAUUGCUGUGAAGAUCAAAGAGUCCAAGGUGAUGAAACUGCGUAAGCUGGCUCAGCAGAUUGCAAACUGUCGCCAGUGUCUGGAGCGCUCCAGCGCCCUCAUCACACAGGCCGAACAGAGCCUAAAGGAGAACGACCACGCUCGCUUCCUCCAGACUGCCCGAAAUGUAGCAGAAAGGGUUGCCAUGGCGACAGCCUCCUCCCAGGUACUCAUCCCUGACGUCAACCUGAAUGAGGCGUUUGACAACUUUGCCCUGGACUUUUCCCGAGAGAAGAAGAUUCUGGAAGGACUAGAUUACCUAACAGCUCCCAACCCGCCAUCCAUAAGAGACGAGCUGUGCACCGCCUCUCAUGACACCAUCACUGUUCACUGGACGUCCGAGGACGAGUUCAGCGUCACCUCCUACGAGCUGCAGUACACCAUCUACACCGGCCAGACAAAUUUCAUCAGUUUGUACAACUCGGCAGACAGCUGGAUGAUCGUACCAAACAUCAAGCAGAACCACUACACGGUGCACGGCUUGCAGAGUGGCACCCGUUAUAUCUUCUUUGUCAAGGCUAUCAACCAGGCAGGAAGCCGCAACAGUGAGCCAGCCCGCCUCAAAACCAACAGUCAGCCCUUCAAGUUGGACCCAAAGACGGCUCACAAGAAGCUGCGUCUGUCCAACGACUGUCUGACCAUGGAGAAGGAUGAGAGCUCACUUAAGAAGAGCCACACCCCAGAGCGUUUCAGCGGCACAGGCUCCUAUGGUGCAGCUGGUAAUGUCUUUAUUGACAGCGGGUGUCACUACUGGGAGGUGCUGCUCGGAGCAUCCACAUGGUAUGCCAUCGGCGUGGCUUACAAAUCAGCCCCAAAAAACGAAUGGAGCGGCAAGAACUCGUCCUCAUGGGUGUUCUCGCGCUGCAACAACAACUUUAUGGUGCGCCACGACGGCAAGGAGAUGCUGGUGGAGGCAAGCCUGCAGCUGAGGCGGCUGGGUGUCCUGCUGGACUACGACAACAAUUCACUGUCCUUCUACGAUGCCAUGAACUCCCAGCACAUUCACACCUUUGAAAUCUCCUUCCUCCUGCCCGUUGUACCCACUUUCAUGAUCUGGAACAAGUCAGUCAUGAUACUCUCAGGGCUACCCGUCCCCGACUUUGUCGACGGUGUGGCCUCAGAUCUUCAAGAGCAGCAACAGCAGCAGAUGGGCCUGUGCCGACAAGAGUCACCAUACUUGACCGGGAUGAAGACCUGCCACUGAGAAAGGCCCACCAAUGGCCUUGCAGAGUCCAUUCAGGCCUGGUAACUGAAAGGUCGAUUGGGAGCUGAACGACAUUGACAGUGUGACUGAGUUCUGCUCUAUCCUCUGCAUUACAAGUGGACCAGAUACUUUAUUAUGGAUUUAGAAAGUGUUGGAAAUAUGCACACCAGUCUGGAAAAAUGUCAGUCCUGUUAGUUUGUAGCCAUCCAAUGCUUUACAAAUCCAUCAGUGAAUGGGAACAAGGUCUCUUGACUGCAAAUGUCAAUAGUCUUGAAAUUCAUCUUAUGCUCACUGAGGGCAGGGCUGGACAUCUGGUUGUCUAGACCAUUUAAGGUCUUCCUUUUUGAUUUAUUGUCCUCCUGAUUUGAAUCUAGGCAGAAGACCAAGGAGGGAAUGGUCAUGUCAGCCAUUUACUGUUUGAAGUUACAACAUGUGAAGAGUGAGAUGGCAUAAUGUCUCACUGUGUCUCACUGACAGAUUUAAAAAAGAAAACACAGCAAAAUGUUCAUCCAGUAAAGAAACCACUGACAACAGACAUUUUAACUUUAUUUUAAAUGUCCCUAUUUCUGUCUCAUUUAGGUUACGUGAUAUGUCAAGUGAACUAAAUUUAACACAUUUUAGAUUUGAUCAGAAUUAGCAGUUAAAGGCAGAGUUGACUUUAUGGGAAAUACACUUAGGGUAUUUGCUUUCUUACCGAGAGUUAGAUGAGAAGAUACCACUCUUUUGUCUGUGCACUAAAGCUAGAGCCAGCAGCCAGUUUAGCUUAGCAUAGCAUAAAGACUGGAAGGUCUCCAGUCUGAUAGUUUCAGCACAUUACUUCCUGUAAAAUUACGAAGUGUUGAUUUUACAUUACUUGUUUUUUAAGGAUUAAACAAACAAGAUAUAAUGUGUAAAUUUGUGAACUUUAGAGGGCUGCAAGUUGGAUUUUUACCUUUGGACAGAGCAAGGCUAGCUGUUUCCCCAUCUUUCCAGUCUUUGCAAAUACAUGCUAGCUGUGGACUUUUUGUGUUGCAGUACAACAGGGUGCAUUACAUAUCUUCUGGUGUCACUCUUCAUGUGUUGUAGCCUCAGUAGCUGUAAGUGGGCAUUGCCAAAAUCUUAUGCUUGAUCUUCCUCCUAGAUUUGACGCAGCAGUCCUGUUUGUAUUGGUGUGUCAUAGCUUCCAAGAUUCAGGAAGUGUUAACGUUGCUCCCAGAUAUUAACAAGAUCACAGGGGGUAGAUUUUCAUUAUGUGACUACUCAACUUGUAUAAUAAGAGGUUUAUUGAAUAUUAGAGGAAAAAGUGUUAUUUAUGACAAAAAAAGAUGGUUUACUUUUAUUAUUAAUCUCAACAUAUUCAUGAUGCACUUUUUAAUUAACACUAUUUCCCCUCUAUGAGUAUGAAAGUAAAUGGAGCAAGGUGGCAGGGAUGUAAUGGGGAGGGAAAGUGACAACUAGCACGACUUCUGGUUGUGUUCACUCCUAUGAAAAUCUACAUCACCUUAUUUUCCUACUCAUAUUUAGAAAAUUAUUAAUGGUCAAUAAUUAAUUAUUACCAGAUAUUAACCAUAAUAAAGUGUAUUGUAUUAUUAAAGUGUUUUGCUAACACCUAAUCUGGUCACUCAAAGCACUUUGCAAUAAAACAGAGGUCCCUGCUGGUUAACUUAUAAAGUUAAAAAGGUUUUUUCACUGUGAACACAACCAGUGACUUUCCCUCCCCAUAGCUCCUUUCGAUAGUAACUUCAUCUUGUUUAGAAAAGGGAUAUGAUUAUGAUGAUGUUUAUGCGAUUUUUAUCAUGAUGAAAUGUGAUAAACUAAUAGCUGUUUUUAAAAAAGUUCACUCUGUUGUCGACUUUUCAGGGAUGAAGGGGGUUAACACUUUAACUUGCUGUCUGUCACAAUGUCAUGGCAUGAUUGUGUUUUCCUCUGUGAUUUGGUAACACACACAUAUGCACACACACACACACAUCAUGUUUUGUUUAGGUUGGCCUUGUCGUGAUAAAUGCAUGAAACAUUGUAGGAUCCCACACCGGUACACUGGGUAAUUUAAGUAGCUUUUUCAAGGUCACCAAAUCUUGUUUUUCAUCAGAUACUGACUCACCUGCACAUUUGCUUACAACAGACUUGACCUCAAACUCUUUUUGUCACCCAUCAUUCAAAUAACAGCUGGAUAGCUGGAUCCAUUGUUUGUUUUUUAUUUGGAUUUAAGGCCUAGUAUGGGUGACAGUUUCUCUCUGGUUUGAUAUUCAGGUAGCGGCUCUGAUUCAGACAAUCAAAUAUGUAUCAUAGUUUAUGCAGAUUUAAGAGGUUGUGUAGCAGGAAACAAUGGGGAUUGAGACAAAGUGACACUUGACGUGUUGAAACAAACAGAUGUUUUACAUACCAUCUUGUUAGAUUUGAUGUGAAAAACCUGACACCUUAUGGCCAUUUUACACAUCACCAGGUAUGUACUUAAUGUUGAAUGUCAUGUAACAUUUGUAUUUACAGGCUAUGAUUUGCUAGACUUGAAAAAAAACAGGCGUACCCCACACACUCACUGAUUUCUAUAAUUUGCUAGUAAACGUGGUUACUUGAUGAGCUAAAGCAAAGAUCCAGUGAUGUAAAACUCUCAGCUAUGGAAAGGUAGCGAAAAUCUGACAUGUCAUGGCCCCCCAGUGUACUUUUAAACCUGCAGUGUUCAUUUAGGGCAACUCUGUGAUGCGUCAGUCAUGAUUGUUUGAUGAAGGUAUUGAUUGCCUGAGCGCUACAGCCAUCAGAGAUAGUCCACUGGUCAAAGUUUAACACAGGAGGAGCUCCAGUAUGAGGGGAAGGUUGUUCUGUCAGGGAGAUUAGUGAAUGUUACCUGACUUCCAGAUAUCCACCCAUCUUGUUGAAUAAUGUCAUUCGCAGGCUCGAAACAGCCAUGUGUUGAUUUGUGAUCCAGACUGACAAGCUCAACUCAUCUGUGCAAGUGUGCUUGGCUGGGUCACUGCAUGAUUAUGUGACCUUGCUGCAGGUUCAUAACUCUUUCCUUAUCUUCAUGAUGGGGUUUCUUAUCUUGUGUCAAGCAUAUUCUCUUUUUUUAAUGCAAAAAAAUAAACCAUGACAAGAACACUCAGACACGAAAUGUUCAUUGCCAUGCAUAUCAGAUAGUUUGCAGUGCUCUUUCUUUGUGUCACAAGUCAAUACAGUAAAAUAUAUACAGUGAAUGAUUUUCAAUAGCUACCCACUCCUUGUAGUGCAGUGUAAUACCCUAGAAACAAUGCAAUAGAUUCUCCUUUUUGCUUUUCUGUUUGUGUAACUUGGGAAAUUAUUUUUUACAGCUCAUGAGAAACAAGCUCCUCUUCUUUUGGCAUUUGGACCUUGAUAGACAGCACAAAAAGAGCAGAAUUGCAUUCAAGCAAAGCAUUCUGUUUCCAUAGAUACGAGAGAUCAUUUUAGCCAGAGAGGAAUGUAAAUCAUAGGGGGAAAUAUAUAUUAUAUAAAGUUGUAUAAUAUACUAAAUAUAUAUGAACCAAUGUUAUUUAUGUGAAUUUAAGUCAAAUUAAAAGUCUGAUCCCAAA
This is a messenger RNA of Siniperca chuatsi (mandarin fish), 6356 nucleotides long. It is a transcript of the gene mid2, whose product is annotated as midline 2. Bases 547 to 2835 code for a protein of 762 amino acids. NCBI's taxonomy places the organism in Eukaryota, Metazoa, Chordata, Actinopteri, Centrarchiformes, Sinipercidae. Gene Ontology annotation, molecular function: protein binding; zinc ion binding. The transcript has 12 exons. The record is from RefSeq and is a predicted model, not a curated record.